Paramecium octaurelia is the source of this 1012-nucleotide messenger RNA. NCBI's taxonomy places the organism in Eukaryota, Ciliophora, Oligohymenophorea, Peniculida, Parameciidae. The record is from the annotation of a GenBank genome assembly.
AUGUUGAAUUUUGAAUCAAUCAAAAAAAAAGAUGGGGAUCAAAUUUUCUCUAGUUAGCACUCCUUGGAUUUUUUGCCUGUGCGUAGUGCUGGUCAAGAGGGAACAGCAAAAACCAACCCUAUAUAUUUAGGAUAUAGCAAAAGGAAGAACUAGUCAAGCAAAACAGUUGGGUUCCACUAAUUUUAUUAUAAAUAGAGUAUAUCCAAACCAUUUACCUAGCAACAGGUAGAACGAGUCAAGCAAAACAGUCCUAGUUAGCAAGCAAUAAGAAAGGUAAAAGUGUACGGUCUUCCUCUAGAGCCGGGAUUCGUUGCCUUCGCGUGGUCUUCCUCUAAGAGAGCCGAGAUUCGUUGCCUUCGCGUAGAAGGUCUUCCUGUAGGAACCGGGAUUCGUUGCCUUCUCGUUAACUCCCAUCCAUUCCUGCAAGAUUCCUAAUAUUAUUUACAAUUACAUUUAGGGCAACCUUAUUGGCAGUGAACUUGACUUUUACAUAAAAAGUAUAGUUUAUAUCAAAAGGAAUAUUUCUACAAUUAUUAUCAUAUUAUUCAUCUUGACUCAAAAUAUUUCUUAAGAAGAACAAAGAUUUUCACAGAAUUUAUCGCACAUUUACUAUUAUACAAACCAAACAAGUUUUUCUUUUUAUCAUUAACAGUCACGGAAGUAUUAGACCCAUGUGACCUUAGUCAUUUAAGAUCAACUUAUCUAAACCUUAUAAACACAUAAUAUGAGUGAUAAAAUAUAUAGGUAUUUCUUCACAGUCAGUUCAUCUCUACACUAUUUUCUAUUUCCAAAGCCCAAAACAAUACCUGUCACAUAACUAUAGAAUUUAAAUAUUAAAUUUUGUUAAAAAAAGGUAUAAUCAACUAAGCUAACACAGUAAUCAAAAUAUUAACUCCAUUCCUUUAUUAUUCUGCAAGCUUCUUCUUGCAUGAAUUCCAAUUCUAAUCCUUCUUCAGUGAAUGUUAUGUAGAAACUAAAUGGAAAACCCUAUUCUCCUAAAUUCAAAUCUUGA